Molecule: messenger RNA, 747 nt
Organism: Linum trigynum
Lineage: Eukaryota; Viridiplantae; Streptophyta; Magnoliopsida; Malpighiales; Linaceae
Source: the annotation of a GenBank genome assembly
AUGGCCGGAAAAAUCAUCCUAAUUCAUUCCAUUCUCCUCCUCCUCUUCCUAACCUUCCCACAACCCUCGACUCCAGAAUCAAUCCAGGCAAGGAUAUCACUCCUCCAGUUCAUCGAAACCCUCUCGGAGGGCACGUUCCCGCCCCACUCCAACUGGGGCUGGAACCUCACCUCGGACCCCUGCCAUGAUUGGGCAGGGGUCGUCUGUGACUCGGACGACCGAGUCAUGGCCCUGACCCUCAACAUGGUCAACCUCACCGGACGUCUGGAUCUCAAACUGCUCUGCAGGACCAUCCAGUAUUCUCUCAAAGCUCUAGACCUGACAGACAACUACAUCUUCAGCCGGCUCUCUUUCGAAAUCGCCUGCUUCACCAACCUGACCUACCUGCGGCUUGGGGGGAACCGUCUUCACGGUUCGCUCCCUGUUUCGCUCGCCUCUCUGACCGGCCUGAGCCUGGUCGAUGUUUCGCGGAACCGGUUCAGUGGGCCGAUUCCAACCGGUCUGGGAAGGCUGAACAUCUUCUUGGCGCAGGAAAACCGGUUCGACGGGGAUAUCCCGGGUGAGGUUAAUUUCGCCGGUUUGGAGGCGUACAAUGUCUCGAGGAACCGGUUGGUUGGCCCGAUUCCGAGUGGGUUUCUUGAUUUUCCGGCGUCGAGUUUUGAAGGCAACCCCGGGUUGUGCGGGCUGCCGCUGCCGGUUCCUUGCGCGCCUUCGCCAGCGCCUUCCCCUGCCAUGCGUGGCGACUAG